This is a messenger RNA of Danaus chrysippus (African queen), 1755 nucleotides long. The record is from the annotation of a GenBank genome assembly. Lineage: Eukaryota; Metazoa; Arthropoda; Insecta; Lepidoptera; Nymphalidae.
UUGCACUUCCAGUGCAGCGAUGGAACCUGCAUCAGCGUUGACAAGAAGUGUGAUGGCGUUGGAGACUGUCCCGACGGAUCAGACGAAACAUUUCACAUAUGUAGGAAUGUGAGGUGCCCAUAUUACCACUUUCGCUGCACGUACGGAGCUUGCGUUGAUGGAACAGCUUCUUGCAAUGGUGUCAAAGAAUGUAUGGACAAUUCAGAUGAACUUCAACCAGCCUGUCAGAAGAAAAAUAAUAUAUAUGGAGAAAAAUUUAUUUGCAAGAACGGUGAAAUGAUAGAAGUUUAUCAGAUUUGUGAUGGGACCACUGAGUGUAGUGACAAUAGUGAUGAGAUCUUGGAGACUUGCGCCAGCACUAUUUGCCCAUCUCAUUUAUUCCAAUGUGCGUAUGGCGCUUGCGUAGAUGCUGGGGCCGAGUGCAAUAAUUUGCAGGAAUGCGCUGAUAAUUCUGACGAAUGGGAUCUUGUAUGUAAUAAGACGUCUUCCACAACAACAUCUACUACCACAGAGAAAACUCGUUCUUCUUGCAUCUUGCCAGAUCAUCCAAAGUUUGGGUUAUACAGCUUAGCUGAUGGUACCAAAUAUGUUCCUAGGAGUGUUCAAGAAAAUUUGGUGGUUCUGAGCCUUACGUGCUACCCAGGAUUCAAAGUUGUUGGGAUAGCAGCCACUUACUGUCUUGAAGGGACAUGGUUUAGCGAUUUGCCUUAUUGUGCCCGGACAUGUAAAUUGGAUGCAUCACCUAGUAUCGAGUACAUAUGUUUUACUGAAAAUGACGGGACCAGGCCUUGCGAAGAAUAUGAAGUGGAGGAUACCGUUGUACAACCGCAAUGCAGAGAGCCCAAUUACUAUAGUAUCAACGACUUACCAUACAUGGUGUGCCUGGAUGGACAAUGGUCUUCCCAACCGAAGUGUGAACCUGAAUGUGGUACUUUAACGCCACGCGCGACUCCUUUGGUGCUUGGCGGGCGGAUGGCUGACUUCGGCGAAGUUCCCUGGCACGCGGGGAUCUACAUCAAGUGGGAUAAUUCACCGAAAAAUCCGACACAGAUAUGCGGUGCUUCUUUGGUCAGCGACACAGUUCUGAUCUCUGCCGCUCAUUGCUUUUGGUACACCGAAAAAAUUGAGCCAGCAGAAAACUACGCAGUGGCGGUUGGCAAGCUGCAUAGAGACUGGGACCAUCCAUCGGAUAUGGGUUAUCAGCAGACUUCAGAUGUGCAAUCUAUCUACGUGUCUCAUUACUAUCGGGGAUCUUCUUUGAACUAUCAACAUGACCUGGCAGUCGUGAUUGUUACCCAGCCCUUUUCAUACCGUCCAUACAUACGACCUAUAUGUCUGCAUUUUCCUCAUAAUACGACGGAAAUGGUGAUCAAAAAUGGUGACCUUGGAAAGGUAGCUGGCUGGGGUCUUACGACGGUCCACACUGAUUCUGUAUCACCAACACUGAAGGUUCUCGACGUGCCUUAUGUUGAUUUUGACAUCUGUCUGCAGAACACGCCAGAUUUCUACCAAGAAUUCUUCAGCGGUGAUAAAUUCUGUGGUGGAUACGCUAACGGUACGAGCCUCUGUAAAGGAGACAGCGGCGGUGGGUACGCGUUUCCCUUUGAGCAUAACGGCCGAACCAGAUACUAUCUUCGAGGGAUCGUCUCCACAAGUCCACCGCUACCUUCGGGAUUAUCAUGCAACAUAUACACGUACACGAGCUUCACUGAUAUCAGACAACACAAAAGCAUCAUCAUGAUGCAUAUGCAUUGA